AUGAUGAUGUUACCAAUGAUGAUGAUGAGAGAACUUACGAUGGACUUCAAAGAAACAGGUUCGAAGAAAAAGGCAAGCUUGAAGUGCUUCUGUUCACUCUGCAAUCAGCAAUGCGAGCCAACUCAGCGUCUAUUUCCUCGUGAGGGCAAACUCAUUGAAGACAUAAAUAGAGCAUGGAACACUUUGGAAAAAGCCGAACAUGAACGUGAACUAGCACUGAAGGAAGAGUUGAUUCGUCAAGAGAAACUCAAACAGUUGGCUGCAAACAAGAAGCACGAAGCUAUUGAAACCGACAUCUUUGCUUACGAAGAGCGUGUUCAGGCAGUUGUUGCUUUGCAGAUCUUACUCAAUUCUUUGGAAGAGCUUGAAGCCGAGAACUUCCAUGGAAUCGAGGAGAUCAACCGGAAAGAGAAUCUGCUCAAGCUGUUGAAUUACCUCUUCCAGGUGAACAAGGAAAUCUUUCAUAAUGGGUGGGAGACAUUCGAUACGUAA
Cylicocyclus nassatus is the source of this 492-nucleotide messenger RNA. The record is from the annotation of a GenBank genome assembly. Lineage: Eukaryota; Metazoa; Nematoda; Chromadorea; Rhabditida; Strongylidae.